AUGAACACGCUCAUUGAAGUCGUAGCACUUUUUCUAGGUUUUGUUAGUUGGAUAUUGACUCUUAUAACACUAGAAGAUCAGCACUGGAGGGAAUCCAGUCAAGACGGCAGUGUUAUAUUAACUUCUAAUCUCUAUGAGAACCUAUGGAUGUCUUGUGCAAGUGAUUCAACGGGGAACUAUAACUGUCGUGACUUUCCAUCCCUUUUUGCUCUUCCAGGCUACAUUCAGGCCUCUCGAGCACUGAUGAUUGCUUCAAUUGUGUUUGGGUCGUUUGGCCUGGUGGCUACGCUUGUAGGAAUGAAGUGCUCGAAAAUAGGUGGAGAAAACUAUGUUCUAAAGGGGAAGAUUGCUGCAGUUGGAGGAGUGUUUUUUUUACUGCAAGGGCUUUGCACCAUGAUUGCCGUGUCUUGGUACGCAGCAAACAUCACCCAGCAGUUCUUUGACAUUCUUUACCAAGGGACAAAGUAUGAGCUUGGAGAGGCGCUUUAUAUUGGCUGGGCUUCAGGCACGCUUGCCAUUUGUGGAGGCUCGUGCCUGCUGUGUUCCUGCGGAAUUAUGACUGACAGUGAAAAAAUACCGUAUCCACUCCAACCAUCCUCCAGAGGACACGUGCGAUCAACUGUGGCACCCUCUCAGUCUGUCAACUAUGACAGAAACGCAUAUGUCUAAGAAGUUAAUGUGUAGACGGAAAAGUAAGAAUCUUUUCAGAAUCUUUCUGAAAGAGACAAUGAGUAAAAAAAAUAAAUCUGGUAUCAUUUAUAGGGGACAUAAUGAAAACUGUGACAGUAUAAUAUCAAUUACGGUCAUAGGUUCCAGGACAAAAUCUGUUACAGUAAGUAAAUUUUGAUGCAAAAGUCACACUUCCAACUAAGCACACAGU
This is a messenger RNA of Maylandia zebra (zebra mbuna), 880 nucleotides long. Its product is annotated as claudin-15-like. NCBI's taxonomy places the organism in Eukaryota, Metazoa, Chordata, Actinopteri, Cichliformes, Cichlidae. Gene Ontology annotation, cellular component: bicellular tight junction; membrane. Gene Ontology annotation, molecular function: structural molecule activity. The record is from RefSeq and is a predicted model, not a curated record.